Molecule: messenger RNA, 628 nt
Organism: Perca flavescens (yellow perch)
Lineage: Eukaryota; Metazoa; Chordata; Actinopteri; Perciformes; Percidae
Gene: fam163b
Product: family with sequence similarity 163 member B
Exons: 3
Coding region: 95-628 (177 amino acids)
Source: RefSeq, a predicted model, not a curated record
UUCGAUACCUGAGCUCCAAGGAGCCACCACUACCUUAGAUGUGACCCUGAGAAUUUCUCUUAUCUCUGAAGGGUGUUGAUGGAGAGCCAUUCGAAUGACAGCCGGGACAGUGGUCAUCACUGGUGGAAUUCUAGCUACAGUUAUAUUACUCCUUAUCAUCGCAGUACUGUGCUACUGUAGGCUGCAGUAUUAUUGCUGCAAGAAGGAAGAGUCCGAGUCGGAGGAGGAGGAGCCAGAUUUUGCGGUUACGUCCCGCCUUCCACCUGUCCACUCCAAUCACAACAUAGUGGCGGCGACAGCUGCCGCCUCCUCCAUCCCAAAUGGCCCCGCCCUUUUCCCCACCCCUCCACUGGCCAGGAAACUAACGCGCUCACAGACCUUCUGUCCAUCCUGUACACACUAUGAGCUGCCUUUCUAUCUCCAGCCCCCCCCUCAGCCGCAAAUCCAUCAUCAACCAGAUGGGUUGAGGAACGGAGGUGACCGGAUCAUCUACCGAAGCGUCCAACAGCAGGAUCUGGACCUGCCAGUGCCUGUUAACAUUACAAACUACCGUAAACCAAACCUUGCCCGAUCAGUCACCAUGAGGGACAUGUUCACACGCAGCUGUAGCAUCAGCACUGAUGUUUAG